Helianthus annuus (common sunflower) is the source of this 1044-nucleotide messenger RNA. RefSeq lists its product as uncharacterized. Lineage: Eukaryota; Viridiplantae; Streptophyta; Magnoliopsida; Asterales; Asteraceae. Gene Ontology annotation, molecular function: RNA binding. Bases 106 to 696 code for a protein of 196 amino acids. The transcript has 3 exons. The record is from RefSeq and is a predicted model, not a curated record.
AAAUAAGAAGGCACCCUACCUUACUAGACUCGUCGCUUCUCCGCCUCUCUCAGUUUUUUUUGACCGAUUUUGAUAUCUGAUAAUAUCUGGCACUAUAACUGCCUAAUGGAGCCAUCGACUGAAUACGUGGCGUUUGAAGAGAAGGUGAAGAAGACGAUUUACAUCGACAACUUAUCCCCUCAGGUUACGAAAGCCGUUUUAGAAAACGCAAUGAAUCAGUUUGGGAAUGUGAAAGACGUUCAGUUCGUUCCCACGUAUUUCGGGUCUUGCGGUGUUUGUGCUGCUCUGGUGGAGAUGGAAUCAGCCAAACAGGGUGAAGAAAUCAUUUGUGAGAUGGGUGAUUCUCCUCUUAUGAUAUCCGGAAUGCCCAGGCCCGUGAGAGCCCGAAAAGCUCAAGGUGAAAUGUUUGAGGACCGGCCCAAGAAACAUCAGAGAACGAUUGUUUGCCGUUGGAUGGAUCCAAGUCAUCAACACUUUGAGCUGGCUAAGAAGAUCAAGGAUCUGACGAAGAAACAUGUUGCUGAGGCUCAAUAUAUAAUGGAGCUACAACUUGAAGAAGAAGAGAAGCUGCAUAAACAGCAAAGCGAGACCCUGAAAACAAACUACAAGAAGUAUGAGCUGAUUGAUGGUGUGCAAGCAGAUGGAAAUGUGAAGCGUUUGAAAGCUGAAUAUGGAAUGACACUCAACGACCACUGAUCUGAUGCUUCUAAUUUUCAUGUCGUAGGAUGAGGUGGACAAGUGGAGUUGCAGCAAUUGCAGACUCUGCUGUCCAGGUAUGGGCGAAGGAUGAGGUGGACAAGUGGCUACAGAAGAUGGAGAGCUGGAAGGUCAGUUUUUCGGACAAGCAGAUCAGAUCUGGAGCGUGUAGAGCAGGGUCAAGCGCAACAGUUCGUUUUCAAAUGGUGUAAGUUUUCUAUCUCGAAGGUCAAUUAUUUUGUUCUAAAAACUAAAUAAUCUUUGUCGCUUGUUGGUUUAUUCUUUCGUUAUAGUUGUUGAAAUGUUCGAAUUGUGUGUUCUAGACGAUAAAUAAUCCACAUUUAGGUU